Molecule: messenger RNA, 6964 nt
Organism: Caenorhabditis auriculariae
Lineage: Eukaryota; Metazoa; Nematoda; Chromadorea; Rhabditida; Rhabditidae
Source: the annotation of a GenBank genome assembly
AUGGCCGGUGGAAGACGUCUGGUCAAACAGCCGUGUUUGCCGACCGUACGGCGUCAAUUAGCCGCUUGUUUCUGGCAUGCACACCUCGCCACUUGUCAACUUGUCAUUUGUCACUCGCCGUGCGCCAUUUGCAUGCAUUUGAAUCGGCAGUCGGCCUGUUUCAGAAUCCACAAAAUGUUGCGAUGAACGUCUUCUGGAUCGUCCUGGUGCCAUGCUUCACCGCAUUCCUCGUUCCGGAAUCAGUCCCUAUAGGACACGUCGUCGGCUACAUCUCUGGCAAACCGGAGGUCUCCACUCAGCCACGAUAUUUUGUCGUUUUUCCUGACGAACAAACGUCUAAGGUGAGCUACAAUUUGAUAAUAUCCUCAAUUUACUUCCUCCCAACUAUGACGUCACACAUGAAGAAACCGAUCAUGAAUUUUACCUUGAAAUGUUCUAUUCGAAGACUUUUUGUCUUGACUCCUUUCGCAACGACCUUCGGUUUCUCAAAUGAUUAAGUUUUGCUCUUAUGCGACGCGAUUUCAUGAGCCUUCCAUCAAAAACGCUUUUCAAUCGGAAAUAAAUUCGGCCUUUUAACUCCAAACGAAGUUCAGAAUAGGAGCUAGGAAAAAGUCUGAGAAGCAGCUAUUCUCUGAGAUUCUACCAAAUUUGGUUAUUGGGCGUGAGAAGCUCCGUUUUUUGGGGUGGCUCUAGGACUUCAGCCUAACAUUAUGGAAUUUCGAGCUAAUGAGCGCAACGGAGGUCUUUGGGGAAUUCAGCUGAUGGCAGGUGGUCUAGUGCGUUCCAACCAAUAGAAAAUGAACUAUUCUGGCAGACGAAAUUUAGUUUUAGCUGUUUCUUUUACAAAAGAAGAGCUCAUAUCUUCAUGGUCUGCAUUGAAACAAAUUGAAUUUCGUGAAACAAUUUUAGAUGUUAGUCGAGAUUCUUCACCUUGAAAGAUAGUUGUUUGGUUUUCAAAGUAGGCUUCGGACAUUAUCCCAGUGACAAAAGUAGUGUCAAACGAACAGAAAGGUGUUUUCUGGUGGUGCGAAUGAGACUAAUUGACCCGGGGGGGCAGAUGUCGCAUAGAAUAUUCUGGAAUUCGUCAUUACGCAUCCCGAGGCCCAAGCAACAUGUCCGUCUGGUCACCGCCUCUGAUUCAAUUUUCGGCAGCGCGGCCUGAUUGUCGUCGUCCGAUGGAGGAGGCCCAAAGGAGCCGUCCAUCUUAACUUUUGCUGAGUCAUUCUAAUGGCCAGUCGCUACUCCGAAAGACUUGAAUUCAGGACCGCAAUUGUUUUUGUGUCAGAACUGUUUCCAGGUUCCGAAGACAACUAAAAAUAUUUUUCGAUGGGAGAGAAAAACCGGAAGAACAUUUUUUCCUACUUAUCUAUCGAAAAAAGUUUCUCAUAAAAAAACCGUUCUCCAUCUGCAAAAUAGCAUUUCCAGUUGGCGGUAUAAGUAUGAUUUGAAUCUUAAAAUUUUCAGUUUUUAAAAGUCGAUGAAGCAUCUGGUGAAAUCUCGACGGUUUCACUUCUGGACUACGAGAAACGGAGUCGGUUCGAAAUUUUGGCUGUACCUGUGCAGGGCGCCGACGGCAUUCAGAUCAUCGUCGACGUCGACGACGAGAACGACAACGCCCCUAAGUUUGCCGACGAGUCCCUCUUUGUCCGUUCCUUUUUUUUUCUUGUAAAGGGAAAUCUUUUCAGCUGGAGAUAUCAGAAUACGCACACAUCGGCUCGGAAUUUGCUCUACCAGUAGCUUUUGAUGGAGAUGGACCUAAGUACGACGUGCACAAAUAUCACAUCGUCCAGGGAAAUGUCAACAACGUUUUCAAAGUGAGAAUUGAAUGAAUGAUUGAGAAAACAAAGAUCUUCCGAAUGCCUCAAAUUUUUUCAGAUUUCAACACGUCGCCUUCACGAUGUCCUUUACGCAGACCUUGUGGUGAAUGGACAAUUGGACCGCGAGUACCGGGACAAGUACGAACUACUGGUGGAGGCUCUCGACGGCGGGAAUCCUCCGAAGUGAGUUCCGAAGUUGGUGGGGAGCUAAACGGGAGGUUUCAGAAGCGGUCAACUGCGGGUUUCCAUUAAGAUCCUUGACGCCAACGACAACGCGCCUUUAUUCACACAAUCUCGUUACUCAACCACCGUAGCCGCUAACAUUUCAGUCGGUUCGUGGUUAGACAUAAAAAAAUCAAUGAAAAAAAGUGAUAGAUUUUUUUCAUUAACUUUAUUCCAGGCUCCACAAUAGUCACAGUGAAAGCUACCGACGCCGAUACCGAACAAAAAUGCUCGCAUAACGUAUCAUUUGAAAAAAGGUUUAGACAACAAAAAAAUAAAUCGAAGAAACAUUUUUCAUAGUACCUUUCAUUUGCAGCUUAAUCUUAUCUUUCGAUUUCUCCAAUAUAUUUGUUUUUUCCGAAAACUUCCAAGAUCUGUUUUUUGAAAUAGAUUUUUUCAAAAAUCACUGGAUGAACCCGUACAGACAUAUCAAUCCCUUAAUUUUUCAGUCAAGAUUGAUUUCAUAGAGUUUUUUUUUAUCUUUUUAUUAUUACUAGAAAAAUGAAAAUAAAAAUCGCUAAAAUUCAGUUGGAAGCUUAUUCAAUCUCCGGUUCUAGAGGUAGGGGACGUGCCGGGAUUCAUAUUUUUUUUUGCCUUUGAGAAGGAAAAAUUCUUCUAAACGCGUUUUCUUAUAUGUUUAUGAUAACUAUUAGUGAAGGUGACCACUUUUAAAACGUUUCAAGCACUUCAUAGGUAAAACUGAAAAGUUCCUUUGAGGAUCCUUAAAGGAUCCUGAGAUCUCUCUCGAGAGGGAGAUAAAAAGCUUUCUCUAAAAGCUCCUAAAAUGAUGUAAAGAAGCUUUUGAGCGCCUUUUUCAUAGCCUCAGAGGAUCCUUUUUGAAUCCUCUCGAUCUUUUUAGUUGCUUUCCAGCAUCCUUUUUGUCAGAGGAUAUGAGAAAGAUGCAAAAAAGAAUUGAAAUGAUGUAAAAAAGAUCUGCUGGGGACCCUUUCAAGGUCUUUUUUUGAAAAAAGCUUUUGGGGAGCUUUUCAGUUUUGCCCGAGCACGGUGUUUUUUUCAUUACGCAAGGUCAAGACUUUUCGUAAAUUAUGAUGCUUAGGGUGUAAGCACACCGAGACGCACUAUCGCAUACUCAAAAUGCUUUUUUUCAAUUUUAGAAUUUGCGAUUUCAGGAUAAUAGCUCCUGAAAUAUUCGAAAUUUGUCAGUUUGAAGAAUAUGAUGUGAAAAAAACAUUCACUUACAUUAAAAAAACAUUUAGGAUUGAUUUCGAAAGGGGAAAACUCUAAAUUACUGAUUACAAAAUAAAAACAAAAAAUAUUAUGUAAAUGAAUCAGCUUCCAUUGAAUAAGCAUUCAUAAAUACGAAAAAAAUAUUGAAAUGAGGAAAAAUUCGAGGAGCAAAUGAAAAAAAAAACAUUUUAUAUACCUCGAAAACCUAGCUUCAGAAAAACAAGUAAUGGAUAGAAAGCAGAAAUUUUAGAAAAAAAAACCUCGUAUGGCGAAAUUUUUUUGUUUAAAUCCGAAAACCAUCAAAAAAACUAGAAAAAAAUAUAUAAUUUAGAUGAUGCAUAUAUCAAAAAUCAUUAAACUGCAUCAGCAAAUUCAAUUUGGCUCUAAUUUACACGAAACCGGUUUCAAACUACGUCAAAGGAACUAGAUAAUAACUUUUUUUAUCAUUAACUGAUUAAAUUAAAAAAACUAUAGUUUCCGAAACAGAGUUACUCUUUUUCAUGUCGCGAAACAGAUUUCAAAAAUUUUUGAAAAAAAUUAGGACUUUUUAGAAAAAAAUCUUCAACUAUUUUGAGAAAAAAAGUUAAAGAUCUGAAACCGGUUUAGAAAAAGUGCGCAAUUUAAAAACUCCACAAAAAUGUACCCAUAGAGAGGCGGAUCACAUAAAUGCAAGAAAUAGAAAAAAGUAAAAAACCAAUGAAAAAAGUGAAGAAAUUCAAUUUUUGCAUCAGAAACGAUGAGAAGGGCGCAAUGAUGCGCCACGGAUAAUAUGCCGCUGGGACCCAAAAUUUCGCAUUUUUUUUUUCAUUGCGCGGAACACCGUGCGAGUUUUGUGCAAGUUUUUGAAUAACCGUUUAAAAAUGAACAAUGGUGUGAGUUUUAUGCGUAGAUUUGUUUCAAACAAAAGCAUCAUGAUGAGAGACGAUGCGCCAAAGUGAAAAAGAAAACGGAAUAUAUAAGUUUCAAUAAAUUAUAAAGGCCAAAAAGGACAGAGACACCCAGUGCGUUUCUGCUGAAUGCGCGAGUGACGCGCCAUCUGUUUCCGAGCUUUUUAAACAUUUUUUCAUUAAAUAAUGUAUAGCUCAUUCCAUUUAUUAAAAAAAUAAAAAAAGAAGAAAGAUGAAAUUUUGAAAAAAAUUAGAAGUCUAAAAAAAUUUUUUUUUAUAAAAAGAUGAAUUCUCGAACUUAUCAGCCAAGUUUCGCCAUUAUCGCGCGCCAUGGACAUAGCUCGUAAAUAACGCCGGCGCGCCAAAAUUCGAAAAAUUCUGAUUUUUUUUUUCUUAUUUCUUUUCUCAUUUUGCGAUUUUCAAAGUAAUUUCUGGGAAUUUUUGUCUCUGCUUUUCCGAAAUUAAGUGAUAUUUUCCACUCCCUGAUGACUGGACUUGGCUCGUGAUGGCUGGACUUGGCUCGGCUAUUUUGCAUUUUGCGAUACUUUUUAACACGGAAUAUGCUUUUUGGUGUCCUUUUUGAUUUCUCCCUGACAUUUUUUCGCAAUUAAUCAAUUCAUUACGUUACUUAGAAAAAUAUUUUUUUGUUUUUUUGUUCAUUUUUUUCCCUCGCAUACCACAAAUGUUUUUAAAUAAUCUGCGGUAUAUACCUAAGAUACUUUCCUAGUUGUUAGAACACAGAAUAAUCACCUCUGUAUGGUUUUGAAUUAGACUUUUCUGGCGGCAUUCUUCGAAAUAACUUUUUUUGCAGAUAUCUUAAAGGAAAAAUUAAUUUGUAUUUCACGGACUUUUUCCAGACGAACUCGCCUUCCAACUUGUUUUUCUCAAUAUCGUCCUCGAGCGGAGUGCUGACAACAACAGGACAUCUUCUGCCAGCCUCCGUUCAUGACGUCAUCGUGGUGGCAUCGGAUGGAGGAUCGCCUUCACUGCAGUCUACAGCAGUCGUGUCGGUCGUCGUCCAAGGAGCCACUUUGACGCCUCCAGCCAUCGACCUCAUUUGGCUGACGGAAGCCUCGGCCGCACAUCUUCUGGAGAAUGCGACACUCGGCUCCAUCGUCGCCCGUGUCAGCCUUAACGAGGAGCACAAGGACUGGUUAGUACUCUCAAGUGUGACGCCAUAAAAUGUAUUCGACUUUUUAUUAUUAUUUCGAACGGUGCAAUAAGAAAUUCAAAAAUUCGGUCAGUUUUAGAAAAAGAAAAAAACAAAACAUUAGAAAAAAACGAGGGUUUUAACAAACUUGAUAUAUACGAUUUCUGUUAGUUUUAACAAAAAAAUAAAUAAAAUUUUUUUCUCUUGACUUUUUAUAUUCACGUUUUGAGCAAAGUGAAUAUCAAAAACGAACGAAAAAAAGUUCAUUAUAAGAAUAAAAAAUUACAAUGAAGUUAUAAAAAAAUAAUUAAAGGACAAUUAUAUAUUGAAAAAAAUAUUAUAGUUAUUUUAGAUGUUUUUUUAAACAGAUUUUUGUACUAAACGGUUUUCAGACAUUUUUGGUAGAACUUAUUUUCAUUGUAAGCUUUGAAGGGAUGUUUUGAAUAGUAUUUCCAAAAAAUGGAGAAAUUCCAUUUGCAGUGUUUUGGAGCUGUCCGGCUGUCAUUCUUUGUGUCUUCAACAAACGGAUUCUGCCCACGUUUACCUACUACUAGUGUGUGGAAACUUUGACAGGUAGAGGGUUUACCUCAAAGCUCAAAGAAAACGCUGGUCAUUCAGAGAAACGACCGAGGAAUUCCAUUUGAAGUUUUCCUUGAAACGGGACAACGCUGUGGUCCUGGAACAUCCACUCUUGCUCACCAUCGGUUGGUCUCCUCGUCGAGAAAAUCGAACGCAGCAAUUCAGGCGACGUCAACGACAACUGGCCGCUGUGGCGCAGCAACCCCGUCCAUCUCUCGUUGAACCGAACUGUCGGCGGGGGAAGGAUUCUGAGCGCCUCCGACGCCGACCUUGGCCAGAACGGCUGGGUCCGCUAUUCGGUGCUCGACACGAAUCUCGUCAGUAUCGACGCUGACACGGGCAGAUUGUUCAUUCCGAAGGAGGUGGGCAAGUUUGUGAAAAAACUGGCAUACGAAAGAGGAUUUCAGUUGGAUUGUGAUGUCGGACAGGAACUUCGAUUCCGUGUCAGAGCCGAAGAUGGAGGUGUGCCGCCGUUGUCCAGCGAUCUGCAGGUUUUUGAUUAUAUAUUUUCUGAAAUUUCAUGACCAAGUCCAGAAUAUGUCAAUAUUGUAGGUUUAGGCAGGCUAUAUUUCGUACGGGAGCUAACUAACCUAGAAUAGUCAAAAUGUAGCAUCUUCGUAUUAUUUUGCUACGCGCUCUCGUGCGUCAACCAAAAACUUUACUUUUCGAAAUUGAAAAAAAAAGAAAGGCUAUUCCUGAAAAGAUUUUGAAGUUAAAAUUCAUUUUUUAUUUUAAUCAAGACUUCCCCAUGUGAUUGAAGGUGACAGCGGACCUGUUGGACUUGGAAAGCCGACCGCCGACUUUCGAAAAGGCACUUUACGAGCUGGAAGUUCCCGAAGAUACGCCUAUCGGCACUUGUCUGGUCAAGGUUCGUUCAGAAUUAAUUGUCUCUUUUGGGGGCGCGUACGUCAAAGUCGGAGGGUCGGUCCCUGAGGCGAGAUCGCUCAUCCAAAAACCUUGGCUGCGAAAGGCCAAAUAUAUUCCGUUUGCUCAAAAUGGCUCGCGUUGGAAAGGGAGAACAAAGUUUUUCGCUGAAAAACUGACCUAUUCGUUCAGUAAAUUGGAAAAAAAAGCUCUUCAUUUUACAUUAUGAGGAAGUCCUAGCUUUGAUUAAGGUCUGA